This is a messenger RNA of Ipomoea nil (Japanese morning glory), 2135 nucleotides long. RefSeq names its product protein trichome birefringence-like. The transcript has 5 exons. NCBI's taxonomy places the organism in Eukaryota, Viridiplantae, Streptophyta, Magnoliopsida, Solanales, Convolvulaceae. Gene Ontology annotation, cellular component: Golgi apparatus. The coding region runs from base 232 to 1914 and encodes 560 amino acids. The record is from RefSeq and is a predicted model, not a curated record. Gene Ontology annotation, molecular function: O-acetyltransferase activity.
AGUCACGCUACUUCUGUAGUUGUCUACUUGUCUGUGUCGUUCUGAAACAGCACUAAACUCUCUCUCUCUCUCUCUCGCUUUUACUCUCCACCAUCUUCACUAUCUUCUUCGCCCCUCCACUACUCUCUCUCUUUCUCUCCCCCAUCAAACCCUUUCUCUCCCACCUAAAACUGGCUGGGUUUACAUUCACCUUCUCUUCACUGUUUCUUGUGUGCACUCCAUCCGACCCAGAUGGCUGACUCUGCAAAAUACUCACCCAUCAAUGGCGGAACUAUCAUUUCAGACCUCAACACCCACUUCUCCCUCUUCAGAACCAAGAGAACCAAGGCGUGUGCUUUUGCCUUCGUGUCUGUUUUCGUUGCCUUCACUGUUUUCCUGGCUUUUACCCCUUCCGCUAACAACUCCUCUUCUCCCUGGUUCACAAAUAUUUUUUCUUUGAGCCCUGCCACAAAUGGAUCUCACUUCUCUUCAAUCGUCUCUUACUUUUCCCCAAACUCUUCUGCACCCCCUAAUGGCGUAACUGGAUCUCAGAAUAGUAGUUCUAAACCGCCCAGUUUGAGUAAAGGGCAGACAAAUCAGACUCAGAAUAAUGGUAAAGUUGAGCCCUUGAAGAAGCCUUUAACUAUAAGCUCAACUGUGAAUACAACAACUCAACACUCUUCUUCUUCUGAAAAGAAUCAGACCCAGAGCCAUGGCUCUGAUCCUAAAGUUGGAGCUUUGAAGGCAAAUCAGACUGGGAAUGGAGAGAAGAUAAUUGCAGAGAAGGGUGGGUUGAAGAACCUUACUUCUUCCUUAGCAAAGAAGAAGCAGAGUAAUGGUGAUGAGGAUUUGGUUAAGUCUUUAUUGAAGUGUGAUUUCUUUGAUGGGAAUUGGGUGAAAGAUGAUGAGUCUUACCCUCUCUACAAACCUGGUUCUUGUUCCCUCAUUGAUGAGCAAUUCAACUGUUUUACCAAUGGUAGACCAGAUAAUGAUUACUUCAAAUAUAGAUGGAAGCCCAAGGCUUGCACCCUCCCAAGACUGAAUGGAGCUCAUAUGCUGGAAAUGUUGAGAGGGAAGAGAUUAGUAUUUGUGGGUGAUUCUCUAAACAGGAAUAUGUGGGAAUCUCUUGUUUGCAUUCUGAGAAAUUCUGUCAAGGAUCAGAAGAAAGUGUAUGAAGAGUUUGGCAGACACCAUUUCAGAGGAGAAGCUUCAUACUCCUUUGUAUUUGAAGAUUACGGCUCGAAAGUUGAAUUCUUUGUGUCUCCGUUCUUGGUUCAAGAAUGGCAGGUCCCGGAUAAGAAUGGGACGACGAAGGAGACCCUCCGACUCGAUUUGGUUGGGCAGUCUGCUGAGAAAUAUAAGAAUGCAGAUGUUCUAGUUUUCAACACGGGCCACUGGUGGACUCACGAGAAGACUUCGAAAGGGAAAGACUACUACCAAGAAGGCAGUCAUGUGUAUAGUGACCUUAAUGUUCUCGAGGCUUUUCGAAAAGCUUUAACUACAUGGGGGAGAUGGGUUGAUGCCCAUAUAAAUCCCGCAAAAACAUUCGUUCUCUUCAGAGGCUAUUCUGCUUCUCAUUUCAGUGGAGGGCAGUGGAAUUCUGGCGGGGCGUGUGACCAUGAAACCGGGCCAAUCAAGAACGAGACAUACCUCACCGAAUACCCUCCAAAGAUGAAGGUUUUGGAGAGGGUACUAAGGGGAAUGAAAACCAAAGUCUCGUAUCUAAAUGUCACGAGAAUGAGUGAUUUCCGAAAGGAUGGCCAUCCAUCAAUAUAUCGAAAACAAAAGCUAUCCGCCGAGGAGAAGGAGAAGCCAUUGAUGUAUCAAGACUGCAGCCAUUGGUGCCUUCCUGGUGUGCCUGAUGCUUGGAAUGAGAUCUUGUAUGCCAAGCUUUUGGUACAACAACAUCAAAAGCAACAAGAUAACAAGUCCUAGGUGACACACACACACACACAAACAGUGGUUGUGUUUUAUGUGUUCAAUGUAGAGAUAUAUAAUAUACAUAGAAUAUAGAUACACAAAAACAAAUAGCUGGAGAAGAUCCAAGAAAUAGUACUUAAAUGUAUAAUUUUUUUUUGAGUGACGAGGAAAAUCUGCAGUCACUAUCUAAGGGUGUGCAGUGGGUAAAUCCCGUUAAAUGCAUAUAAAUUUGAUAA